Molecule: messenger RNA, 3090 nt
Organism: Pelodiscus sinensis (Chinese soft-shelled turtle)
Lineage: Eukaryota; Metazoa; Chordata; Testudines; Trionychidae
Source: RefSeq, a predicted model, not a curated record
GAGUCGCUUCCUGAAGCCGCGUGUCCCGCUCGGUGCCCCCAGCAGCAUCUCCCAGGGUAGCCGAGUCCUGAUCCUCUAACCGAUAUGGUGGUGCUGUGGCAAGGGACUGGAUGCUGCUCGUCUCUGUAGAUGAGGGGGUGUGUAGUGAAAGCGUUGUGCUCUCGCUGUGCUAUAUGGGGAAGGGUCCCAGUAUGGAAGCAGCUGAGUCCAGCUGGUCUAGGAGAAGUUUAAAAGACACUGUCAGGGGAUCUUAAGUUUAUACCCCUCGGCAUAGGCGUGUUUGUGGGCUCCCUGGAUCAUUUAGUGUUCUCUGCUCUUUAUCCACAGUGAAACCUGAUUUUUCUCUAAUAGGAAAGUCAAGGCAGCAUCUUUGUGGGGUGCGUACAGUAGGCAGCCUGCCAAGAGCAACAGAUAAAUCCUCAGUUGAAUUUCCAUGUGGUCUUUAUGUUAGCGUUGCUCAUUCUCAGCCCUGAUCGUUCAUCUUGCGUUUGAAUACCUAUCCUGCAUUGUGUUCACUUCUCCGGCAGCCCAUGAGCAGCAGGUUCUUCUCCUUCAGAGGCCAGUGAGUGAUGUCAGACCAGGAUGAUGGGGAUGCAGGAAAGGAAGGGGCCUUCUCGGCCGAGCACCUGGCCGCUGAGUCCAUGGCAGCUGACAUGGACCCCUGGCUGGUGUUUGAUGCCCGAAAGACCCCCCGGGCUGAGUUUGAGGAGUGGCUGCAGACCUAUCAGCCCUCACGGGUGUCUCGCUUUGGAGAUCCUGAGCACCGCACUGAGCCUGUGGGCUGGAUUGCCAUCUAUGGCCCAAAUUACUGCCCAGAGUCAGGUGACGUGGUGGGGCUGCAGGAGGCUUGGGAGCGGCUUCAGAUCAGUGGGCGCCAUGUCACCUUCAACACUAUCCGUGAGCUGGCACUCAACCACCGUGUCCUCACUGGCAAGUGGUUGAUGCACCUGGACACUGGCUUCAAAGUGGACCAUGCCUGGAGUGGCAUCGCCCGCUCAGUGCUGGAGGGGCGCUUUGGGGUGGCCAAGGUCAGCCCCUGCUAUCCUAGCUCGGACCGCAAGCAUGUCAUCUGCAUCUACACAGAUGAUUUCACUGACGAGGAGAAAGUGAUGGAUGCGGAUGCUGCCAUCCGGGGAACCGGCGUCAAGUGCCUGCUCUCUUACAAGCCUGAUGUCUAUACCUAUCUAGGCAUCUACCGGGACAAUCGCUGGCACCUCUGCCCCACCAUCUAUGAGAGCAAGUUCGACUUAGAGUGCAUCCCCCGCCGCUCCCGUAUCAUCAACAAAGUCAGCAACACUGAGGUGACUUAGCUGGGGAGAGGGGCGCAGUCUGGCAGUUCCCCCUUUCCCCUCUCCAAUAUGGGCAUCUGGCACCAAUGCCUCCCAACUGUGCUUUGAAACUGGUUUCCUCUGGUUUGUUGGAGGUGGCCUGCACUUGAUGUACAUAGACGUGAGAGUCAUUUGAAGGCCUCACACAGACUACAAGCCCAGCAUGUAAUGUUCCAUGCUUCUGUAAUAGUCUUCCUCUUCAAAGGGCAGAGGCUCUGCUAGAAUCUGCAGCUGGCUGAGAUGUCAAACAGCAGGGAGGAGCAUUGGCCGCUGGGAGAUGUUGUGUCUGCUGGUCAUGCUUCUUAAAGAUGACAGGUGACUAUCUUGCAGUAUUCUCGGCCACAUUUGGUACACUCCAGCACAAGCAAGGCUUGUAUUAACAUGGUCCUCUCUCAGUUUCCCUGGAAAGACCCCUCUGCUCUUUUGAGCUGCAGUCACUCGGAUAGAAGACCGUGGAAGUUGUUGCAACCAGUUGAUACUGUCUCUUUAUAUUCCCAAAGCCCAUGGGGUUUGCUGCUGUCCCUUUGGCAAGCUUAACUCCAUUGUGCUACCGUAUAGCUGAGAGCUAGGGCUGUGAGUUCAACUCUGUGCUACCACCUUCCGGUUCUGCUUGUAUGUUGUAAAGUGUCACAGGUCCCAGCAGCUUGUCUCUUAGGAAAGCCUAAUCUGAUGGAGCUCACUUAGUAGAGGCCAUGUGCCUAAGCUCUGCUUAUAAGGCAGCAGCUGGCUGAUGUUAUUGAGAGGGUUGUUGGAAACUGGUUCUCCAGCCAUUGCAGCCCUUGGUGGACAGAGCUGCCACAUGAAAGAAGCCACAGUCGAGUCUAUGCAGGGCCCAUUAAGGUUUCUCAUGAUCACAGAAACAGGACCAUGCUGCUUGGAAAACAGGAGGCGCAGGUGUUCCAUUGACACUCUAUGUAGGCCCUUCACUGAGCCUCUUCCCUGUAGAACUCUCAGAACAUAGUCUGUGUACACCUGUACACACCCUGGAAAAGGGCUGUGCAAUGAGUCCCCUCAAUAGUGCUGUUUAUUAAAUGUCCUAAAGGAGGGUUUAACAGUCAAGGGGGGGGGGUAGAUACAGCCUGGGAGCCCCCCUACCUGAUCUAAGAGUUAGUGCCCAGCUCUAUGUAAAAGUUGUCUUUAAAAUGCCUCUCCUGUGGUCUUGAUCAUAUUGAAUCCUGACCCACUCUGGUGGGGAAGGGGAAGCAGGAAGGAUCUUCUCUGAACUCUCAGGACUCUUGGUGAUGAGGAUGGAGCAAAGGGCUGCUGGAGGGUUUGGGUCUUCCUUGCUGAAUAUUUUUCUCCCAGCUGCCCAAUGGGUGUUUGAGGUGUAAACAGGCUUAAUAAAACCCCAUUCAGUGGACAAUUGUUUUUAUUUCCUGGGGUGAGACCACAAUGCCCUGGUGGGGCAGACCCAAUGCCAGUUGGAGGCCCAAAGCACUGUUAGCAUCUCCCCUUCUGUGCAAAAGGGGUGGGGGGAGACAUGUCCUACAUUGCUGCAAGUAGCUGUCCUAUGGGGGUGCUGAGCAAUAAGGAUGGUGAAAAAGUGCCUUACCUUCACCCUGGUGUACUUGAAAGCUUUUCUCACAUAGCCCUGUCCUCUCAUUUGAUGCCUGGCAUUAAGGCAGCCUAGAGCAGACAUCUCUGCCCAGAAUUGUAGAGAGACUCAAAUAGCUGGGAGUGCCUGCAGGGCUGCACAGGGGAGGGAAAGCAGUGCAUGGAGUACCUAGGGGUCGCCAGAGGCAUGUAGAUUAGGCUACCCCCC